Trichophyton rubrum CBS 118892 is the source of this 3061-nucleotide messenger RNA. RefSeq lists its product as uncharacterized. Gene Ontology annotation, biological process: proteolysis. The coding region runs from base 32 to 3061 and encodes 1009 amino acids. The record is from RefSeq and is a predicted model, not a curated record. NCBI's taxonomy places the organism in Eukaryota, Fungi, Ascomycota, Eurotiomycetes, Onygenales, Arthrodermataceae. The transcript is spliced from 4 exons. Gene Ontology annotation, molecular function: NAD binding; serine-type endopeptidase activity; oxidoreductase activity, acting on the CH-OH group of donors, NAD or NADP as acceptor.
UAAAAAACAAUACAGUGACAAAGGAGCAACCAUGCCUGUCAUCUCGAUCAACGGAAACGAUCUCAACCCUGAGAACCAGGGCCCUGUCCUCCGGGCUUUUGGUCUCGAGUCAGAGGAUGCGUCCAAAUCCAACUACAUUCUCAUCCAGACCAAGGAACUGCUUGAGGAUGAGCAGGAGGACGAGCUCGAGCGUCUGGGCGUUGAUAUCCAGGAAUAUGUCUCGCAGAAGACGUACCUGUGCUGCUACAAGCCAAGUGACCUGGCUGCCAUCCGCUCCCUCCCCUUUGUGGCCUGGGCAAACGUCUACAUGGACAUGUUUGUUGUCCAGUCAAGCAUGAAGUCUGCAUCCGUCCCUAACGCCGUGGCUGGAUUCGCCAAGGCCGUGCCGAAAUCCUCCCGCCGCCGCAUGGUCGAUGUUGUGCUUCACCACGAUGUAGAUCCCACUUCGCAGGAGAUCCAGGAGGCCCUUUGUAUGGCCACGAGGGCCGACACCUCGUCGAUGAACAUUGGUGCCAAGAAGGUCCGCAUGAUGGUCCAGGACCAGCAUCUGGAUGAAGUGGCCGCCAUCGACGGGGUACGAAGCAUCCAUGAAGUGCAUGCAGCCGUGUUGUUCAACAACAAGGCGGUCCCAAUCAUCAAGGGUGAUGCAGACACGAGGGGAGACCACCCCAUUGGGACUGCGGAGGCGAAGGACAAGGCCAGUGCCUUGCCGUAUGAGGGAGAGGGACAGAUCGUUGCGGUUGGCGACACCGGGUUCGACAAGGGCAGCACGACCGACACACACCCAGCGUUCAAGGGCCGGGUCAAGCACCUGUAUGCUCUUGGACGCACGGAUCGGUCUGACGAUCCCGACGGCCACGGCACGCACGUCUGCGGGUCUGUCCUUGGAGACGGAACAUCGGAGAAGAUGGGCGGCAAGAUCCAGGGCACGGCACCCAAGGCGACGCUUGUGCUUCAGUCGCUGCUGGACAGCCAGAACGGGCUGGGGGGCAUCCCCGACGACCUGACGAAGCUGUUCAUCCAGCCGUACGAGGAGCAAGGUGCGCGCAUCCAUACCAAUUCGUGGGGCAGCAACGCACCCGGCCGGCAGCUGCCGUACAACAUCAACAGCGAGGAGAUCGACCGGUUUGUGUGGGAGCACCAGGACAUGGUCAUCCUGUUUGCAGCGGGCAACGCGGGAAUCGACGCAGACCAAGACGGGAUCAUCGACAAGAACCAGAUUGGCUCGCAGGCUGCGGCCAAGAACUGCAUCACGGUUGGAGCCAGCGAGAACGACCGACCAGACAUUGCGAAAACGUAUGCCUCGUGGUUCCCGAACAAGCCGUUCGACACGGACCGGGUGGCCGACCACCCGAACGGGAUGGCGGCCUUUAGCUCGCGCGGGCCGACCAAGGAAGGACGCAUCAAGCCGGACGUGGUAGCGCCGGGGACGUCGAUCCUGUCGACACGCUCGUCGAAGCUGCUGAAGCCCAGCACGACGUUUGGCACCAGUGCGGACCCAGCGUGGUUCUUCAAUGGGGGCACGAGCAUGGCGACUCCGCUGGUGGCAGGCGGGGUGGCCCUGAUCCGCGAGGCGCUGGUGAAGAGCGGGAACAAGAACCCGUCCGCUGCGCUGAUCAAGGCGAUGCUGAUCAACGGGGCGGUCGAGCUCCCGGGCCAGUAUGUGCCCUCUGAGGCCGGGCCGUCGCCAAACAGCAGCUCGGGCUACGGACGGGUCAACCUGAAGAACUCGAUCCCACAGCAGCCCACAAAGGAGGACGAGCCGAAGGGCGGCUACCGCGAGGGCGGGCCCCUGACGCAGGGCCAGACGGACUCUGAGCUGGUGAUCAAGGUGCCGAAGGACGGGGGGCGGACGCUGAAGGUGACGCUUGUGUGGACAGACCCGGCGGGGGCGUCGCUGCAGAACGACCUGGACCUGAUCGUGACGGCGGCGGACGGCAGCGAGCGGCACGGCAACAUGGGCGAGAAGAAGGAGUUUGACCGGGCGAACAACGUCGAGCAGGUGGUGUGGGCGAAGGUGCCUGCCGGCGAGGUCAAGGUGCAGCCACACGCAGCGCUGGGCCGAGCUGUCCGCGCGCCUGCAGGUGCUCUACUACCGCCCGCUGGCGCUGCCCGAGCUGGUCCGCGAGCUCCAGCCCGGCGGCCGCUACAGCGCCAUCGAGGCGAUCUUCCGGCCCAACAACACGCUGGCGGACACCUGCCGCCGCUGGACGACCGCCUGAUCCCGCAUCUGCCGCGCUCGCUGCGGCUGGUCGCCUCCGUCAACCACGGCUACGAGCGCGAGGACACGGCCGCCCUGGCCGCGCGCGGGAUCUGGUACUGCAACGGGGCGGGCGCCGCCAACGACUCGACGGCCGACCUGGCGCUGUUCCUGCUGCUGGCGUGCUUCCGCCGCACGAGCCUGUGCGAGCACACGGUGCGCUCGCUGCGGCGCGGCGACUUCUACGACAUCGAGGGCGCGGUGGCGGCGACGGCGCAGAACCCGCGCGGCCGGCAGCUGGGCAUCGUCGGGCUGGGGGAGAUCGGGCAGGCGGUGGCCGAGCGGGCGCAGCGGGCGCUGGGGAUGGCGAUUCACUACUUUGGACGCCGGCGGAAGAGCGCAGCGGUCGAGCAGCGGCUGGGCGGCGCGGUGUAUCAUGCGCGGCUGGAGAGCCUGCUGGCGGUGGCGGACUGCGUGGUGCUGGCGUGUCCGCACACGGAGGAGACGCACCACCUGCUGAAUGCGCGGACGUUUGCGAUGAUGAAGAAGGGCGUGCGGGUGGUGAAUGUCGGCCGGGGCAAGUGUGUGGACGAGGAGGCGCUGGCGGAUGCGCUGGAGGCCGGCAUCGUGAGUGCGGCCGGCCUGGACGUCUACGAGGAGGAGAUCAACGAGCGGCUGCUGGACAGCUGGCAGGUCACUUUGAUGCCGCACAUAGGGGGAGCGACAGUCGACACUCAAGCGAACUUUGAGAGGAUCGCGAUGGACAACCUGGAGGCCUUUUUCUUUGGCGACGGCAAGCCAGUGACUCCGGUGAACAGCGUCGGUCUUGAUGAUACACAUUAUAUUAUUGAUAUCGACUGA